This is a messenger RNA of Dunckerocampus dactyliophorus (ringed pipefish), 795 nucleotides long. RefSeq names its product C-X-C chemokine receptor type 2. The transcript is spliced from 3 exons. The record is from RefSeq and is a predicted model, not a curated record. Gene Ontology annotation, cellular component: membrane. Lineage: Eukaryota; Metazoa; Chordata; Actinopteri; Syngnathiformes; Syngnathidae. Gene Ontology annotation, biological process: G protein-coupled receptor signaling pathway. The coding region runs from base 1 to 795 and encodes 264 amino acids. Gene Ontology annotation, molecular function: G protein-coupled receptor activity.
AUGCCUGCCAUUGUCAACCUACUUUUCAAUGUUGUCUCUACCAACACCACAAUCUCCUUUAACAUGGUGCUGCCCCUGGUCAGCCUUGUCUCCCUCCUGGGGGGCGUGGGGGGUCACCUUCUCAUGUGGAUGGUGAUGGUGAGGAACCCUCAGAGCCGCUCAAAACCGAGCUCCAUCUUGCUGCUGAACCUCAGCCUGGCGGACACGGGUGCCCUGCUCACCUUGCCCUGUGUGCUUCUGAGCGCUCGUUUCCAGGACUGGAGACUCGGGGACGCAACAUGCAUCCUUCUGGGGUUCUUGACGUCGGUAACAGUAGGGGUGGAAAUUUUCAGCCUGGCUGCUUUGUCCAUACUUCGCUAUCACAUCGUCGCACCACGGAUGAGACGACCUGCAAACAUGACGCAAGUGUCAUGCAUUGUUGUGGCCAUAUGGCUGGUGUCAGUAACUAUGGCUUUACCCAAGGUCACCUACAUCAACUUUAACGGUGCGUGCACGUGGUCGGUGGGCAGAGAUGAGUGGCUGUUCUUUCUGGUUCCUGCCUUCGUGGUUUAUUACGUGGGCCCUCUCCUUUGCAUCGCUAUCAACUGUGGCCUCAUCAUCUCCCACCUCCAUAGCUGCAAGGGACCCCCCAACACGAAGCAGACCGGGAACUGCCACCACAACCGCCUGGUGAGAGACAGCGAGGGCCGUGGCACGCAGCCCCACCCACCGGGGGAGCUCCCCCGGAGGAGGACGCAGAGGAAGCUGGACCCCGGCUCAGGAAGGCGCCAGCUCCCCAGCCCAGAACCCUGCUAA